Anguilla anguilla (European eel) is the source of this 8604-nucleotide messenger RNA. Its product is annotated as BRD4-interacting chromatin-remodeling complex-associated protein-like. The record is from RefSeq and is a predicted model, not a curated record. Gene Ontology annotation, cellular component: SWI/SNF complex. Gene Ontology annotation, biological process: positive regulation of DNA-templated transcription. NCBI's taxonomy places the organism in Eukaryota, Metazoa, Chordata, Actinopteri, Anguilliformes, Anguillidae.
UUGGGUCCUGUAAUGAAACCCGUGCGGGGCUGUGCCGGAGACCCCGCGCUACCUGCACCUCUAUCGUCUCGGUUGACAUGGAUGAUGAAGAUGGCAGGUGCUUGCUAGAUGUAAUUUGUGACCCGCAGGCUCUCAAUGACUUCCUUCAUGGAUCAGAAACACACCUGGACACCGAUGACCUGUUGGAUGGCUCGGCUGACCCCUCCAGCUCCUUCUUCUCCAGUGCUGGGGGCCACGUUCCCGAGGUCCAGACGGCCAGCCAGCUGUCGGCGAGCGUGCCGGCGGCGGUGCCGGGCGGGAGCGUGGACCUGGACUUCCUGGAGGACGCGGACAUCCUGGGCGGGUCCCCGGGAGGGGGCGGGGCCGGGGGCGGGGCCGGGGAGCCGUGCGACAUCCUGCAGCAGAGCCUGGCCGAGGCCAACAUCACGGAGCAGAGCCUGCAGGAGGCCGAGGCCGAGCUGGACCUGGCCGCCUUCGCCGGCGCCUUCCCGGGCCUGACCGAGCCCUCCGGGGCCCCCGCCCUGGGGGUGGGCGUGGGGGUCGGGGUGGGCGCCCCGGCCCAGCUCUUCCCCGCAGGGCCGGCGGCCACGCCCCCCGGGGCGUCGCAGGACACGAUGGGCCCGUCGCUGGCUCACCCGGGCCUGCACCUGCAGCAGCAGGUGGUGAACAAGGCCAUCAGCGUGCAGCCCUUCAUGCAGCAGGUGGGCCUGGGCAACGUCACCCUCCAGUCCAUCCCCGGCCUCCAGGCCCUGCCCAACGGGGCCCAGCCCGCCCACCUGGGCAUCGGCCACAUCCAGGUGGUGAGCCAGCCCACCGUCAUGACCAUCAACCAAUCCGGGCAGCCCAUCCUGGCCAAGGCCCUGGGCGGCGGCGGCUACCAGCUGCACCAGCCCGGCCCCGAGGCGGGGGCCGCGGGGGCCCAGGCCCGGCUGGGGGCCUCGGUCCUCAGCUCCCCCGGCGGAGGGGGGCUCCUGAUCCAGGGGGGCAAGGCGAUGAACGGAGCGGCGGUGGUGGCGGUGAGCAGCGGGAGCACCACCAGCGGGAGCAGCAGCACUUUGACCAGCUCGGCCGGCCUGCUCGGGUUCGGCGGCCUGCCCCUGGGCCCCGGCUCUGCCCCCCAGCAGCCGAAGACCCUCGCCCAGGCCCCGCUCAUGCAGAACGUGAUCAUCCAGCGCACCCCGACUCCCAUCCAGCCCAAACCCCCUCAGGGCGGCGUCAUCCAUCCAGGCCCCCCCCCGGCCGCCGCCGCCACCGCCCCCUCCCUGCAGAGCGACGGCGGGAAGGUCCUGGCGGGCCAGCAGGCCCAGGUCCCGGUGUCCAGCGCCCAGAACGUGGCCUUCCUGACGGGGAAGCCCGGCGGGAACGUGGUCCUGAGCACGCAGGCGGGCCCCCAGGGGUCCCCGUUCCCCCAGGCCCUGUUCAAGCAGCAGAGCGUUCACCUGCUGAACCAGCCCGGAGGCAUCGUCCUGCAGGGGCAGAACCCCCAGUUCCUGCUGCCCCAGCUCCAGGCGGGGGGCCAGAUCCUGACCCAGCACCCGGGGGGCCACAUCAUCACCAGCCAGGGCCCCGGGGGCCAGCUCAUCGCCAACCAGAUCCUGGCCGCUGGCCAGAACCUCAACCUGGGCCAGGUCCUGGCCCAGCAGGGGCCGCCGGGCACCGCCCACAUCCUGUCGGGACACAUCCAGCUGCAGCCGGGGCAGAUCGGGCACCCCGCCCUGUUCCAGAUGCCCGUCUCGCUGGCGCAGACGCAGACGCACCCGGGCGCGGGCCCCGCCCAGACGGUCAUCCAGGGGAUGCCCGUGCAGAACUCGCUGGCCAUGCUGAGCCAGGUGGAGGGCCUGGGCCCCGCCGUUAGCCUGCAGCCCCCCCUGCAGGCCGGAGGGAGCGUGGCGCCGGCUGCGUCGGGGCAGUGCCAGCCGGGCGAGGACCAGGCGGCCCACCCGGCCCCGCCUCCGGCCCUGGCCCCGCCCCCCUCCAUCCUGACCGUGCAGACCGCCGCCUCCGUCUCCGUCCCCACCUCCUCCCUGUCGUCCUCCUCGCCGUCCUCCUCCUCCUGCUCCUCCUCCUCGUCUUCCGCCGGCGCCCCCGUGGCCUCGCACAGCCCUGGCAAGCUGCUCCUCCCCCAGGGCUCCGGAAUGAUCCUCAGCCACGAGUCCCUCCAGAUGUUCCUGCAGCAGGAGCAGCAGCAACGAGCAGAGAGCGCCUCGCCCCCUUCUGGGUGCGCCCCCGCCUCUGUCAUCGUCAGCGGCAGCGCUGUCCCCGCCCCCUCGCCCGGGGCGUGGCCUGGCCAGAGCUCCGCCCACCCUGUUGACCCCGCCGGCGAGGCGGCAGCAGUGGUUUACCAGAUCCCAGGGCAUCAGCAGCAGCCGAAAGUUCUGGGGACGUCGCCGUCGCACCCCCUGGUCACGCACACGGCCCCCCCUGCUCUCCUGCAGACGGACAGCCCCCAGCCCCUGCAGCCCUCGCCGCUGAUUUUGGGCCAACAGAUCCAGUCGCCCCACCACCAGCGCCCCCCCUCGGAGCCCCCGCCCCAGAUCCAGGCCCAGCCCCUCUCCCGGCCCCCGUCCCGCUCCUGCACCCCGUCCUCCGCCCUGCCCUCCCUCUUCAUCAUCCACAACCAAAUCGGGGGCUCCCCCCAGCACGCGCCCCAGGCCCCGCAGGUCCUCCAGCAGCCCCCCCAGGCCCAGGCCCAAAGUCGGCCCCCGUCCCAGCCCGCCCCCUUCCAGCCGGACGCGCCCCCCUCCUCCUCCUCGCCCAAGCCCCCCCAGGCCCCGGCCGCGCAGUUCCUCCAGUUCGCGGCCCCCCCGGCGAGCGCCUCGGGGCCCAAGCAGCAGGUGCCCCUGCUGAGCCUGACCCCGGAGCAGCAGCACAUGCUCCAGCUGGUGAGCGCCCAGCUCCAGACCCUGUCGGCCAUCGCGCAGCCCUCCCCCCAGCAGAAGCAGCUCCUGGACAGGCUGCAUCAGGUCCAGCACAGUAUUAUCCUGCAGGCCAAGCAGCAGGCGCAGGUCCAGCUGCAGACGCAGCUGCAGGCGCAGACGCAACUGCAGGCGCAGACGCAGCUGCAGACGCAGACGCUGUCCAUCCCCUCCAGCCAGUUCAGCCCUCAGCAGGACCCGCCCGCCGCCCAGGCUGCGACAUCAUCAGUCAGCGCCAGCACCUCACUGCUGCACCAGACGUCAGUGCUGGUGAAGACUCCGGCUACAGUGUCCAGUGAAGUUAAGGUGUUCCCGGGAGCCCCUGGCGGGGGGGCGGUGGUCUCCGUCGGCGCCGGGGGGGCCCCAGUCAGCCUUACUCAGUCCACACAGGCGAAGCAGGGAGUGAUCAGCUCGGCCGGAGCCCUGCCGGUGGCCAAAGGGGGCUUGCAGGCGGUCGCCACGGGAACCUCCCAGACGAGCGCCCCGCAGCCUCCCGCCCCGACGCAGACACAGACCACGACUCUGAAGAUGCCUUUUUCCAUGAAGCCCAGCAAGGAGGCCAGGAUGCUGGAGCAGUUGAGGAAGCAGCAGGGCUCGGUGCUCCGCCCUGACUACGGCUCACCUUUCUGUUCCUACGGCGACGCCCUGCAGAGGCUCGUCCCCUACCACCUGUACCAGGGCACCCCGUGCUCCCUGCAGGACUACUGCCGAGUGGAUACGGAGUUUGAGAGCGUGUCCAGCCAGCUGCUGAAGAGAACUCAGGCCAUGCUGGAUAAAUACCGGCUGCUGCUGUUCGAGGAGUCCAAGCAGAGGCUGGGCCCCUCGGCCGAGAUGGUGAUGAUUGACAGGAUGUUCAUCCAGGAGGAGAAGGUGGCGCUCAGUCAGGAGCGGGUGCUGGCCAAUGAGAGGCCAGACGAGUACGCGGCCCUCCAGAACGCGUCCGGCUCCGCCCAGCUCCCCUCGUCCGCGGAGUCCAGCGACGUGAAGCCGGCGGUCACAGCGAGCCUCACCGCCACGCCCGCCCCCGCUGCCCCUGGCCCCGCCCCCAUUCCCGCCCCCGCACCCAGCCCCGCCCACUACCCACCCACUAAAUUUGUGAUAAAGCAGGGAGGGGGCGGGGCUUCUGUGUCCUGGUCCACGAGCUCCGCCCCCACCCCGGCAGCGAGGCAGGGGUCAGCGGGCCAGGCCCCUGCCCUGAGCUCCGCUCCCCCCCCCGCCUCCUCCUCCUCCUCCCGACGCGGGGGCGGGGGUGGGGGCGGGGACGAGGACGAGGACGCCCUCCCCCAGCGCAGCAGCCGGCCCCCCAUGAAGACGUACGAGGCGCGGGGGCGGAUCGGCCUCAAGCUGAAGAUCAAGCAGGAGGCGGGGCUAAGCAAGGUGGUGCACAACACAGCACUGGACCCGGUCCACUCUCAACCGCAACCGCAACCGCGACCACAGAAGCGCUCGCCGCCGGCAGAGCCGCCGCCGCAGCCGCCGCGGUCGACCGCAACAACGGCGGCCGUUAUCAGGACUCCGCCCCGCCCCGCCGCCUCCGACUCUUCGUCGGCCGUCGUCGCGGCAACCGCACCCGCAGGCCCCGCCCAGGGCAUGGCGGCUCCCCCAACGUCGUCGUCGUCGUCUUCUCUUCCUUCGUCGUCCUCCUCCUCGUCGACGUCGGCGCCGUCUUCGACGCAGAUGAACGGGACCCUGGAUCACCACGAGGUGGGCGGGGCCAAACAGAACCCCGCCCACUCCACCCCGCCCCCCAUCACCUGCCGGCUCCCGCUGCGCAAGACCUACCGGGCCAACGUCAGCCCCCCCGUGCGGCCGGGGGUGGUCGGGGGCGGGGGCCCGGCCCACCCCGCCCCCCGACCCCCCGCCCCCCUCCGCCUGUCCCCCGCCCCCUCCCCUCCAGGCCGGACCGUGAUCGCCAGCGUCAAGGUGGAGGACCGGGGGGGCAUGCCCCACCCUCAGGCCCUCACGAACGCGAACGCCGGGGGGGGCGGCGGCGGUGGCGGCGGGGGGGGGCCGAACGCCUCCUCCAACGCCCAGCGCUCCCCCCCGGGUUUCAUACAGGAGGUGGAGGAGGCCUUUUACCGCGGCAUGAUCAAAAACCGCCACCGCCCCCGCGAGCAGGAGGAGGAGGAGGAGGCGGAGCAACGAGAGGAGGGGGCGGGGCCUAAGCGGGCCCAGGCCGGGAGGGGCGGCAAGAACAAGGAGCGGUCGUCCCUGGCGCCCCCUUCCCCCGGCGGCUCCCCCUGCUCCUGGGACUCGCUGCUUCCCGCCAAGCGGCGCAAGUCGGACUCGCCGGACGUGGACAACGCCAGCUUCUCCAGCGGCAGCCCGCCCCCCGACGACUCGCUCAACGAGCACCUGCAGAGCGCCAUAGACAGCAUACUCAACCUGCAGCAGGGGCCGCCCCCUCCCGGCGCCGGGCCCCCCGCCCCGGGCAGGGGCCAGCGGCAGGCGGCGGGCCCCUACAGGCCGGCCGCGCCCUCGGGGGGGGCCGGGGGGGGCCGCCGCCGCCGUCGCCGCCGCCGGGGACUUCGCCGCCCGGGGCCGCAACGGGAAGCUGGUGCCGCAGACGCACGACAGAUAGCGGCCCCGCCCCCUCCACCGGUCCGGCGGCAGGGACUGGAACGAUUUCCGGAGGUUUCUGAGGGGGAGGGGGAUGGGGGGGCGGGGAGGACUCUCUGUGCAUAUCUCUGUGCUGUGUUCAGCUGUCUCCGUGGCGACUGUCUGUCAGGAGGGUUUCAGAGGGGCGGAAGGAGGUGCUUAGUCUUUAAACUGAGCCUCAGGUUUGGCUGGUGGGGGGGCGUCAGGGGGAGCUGUGUGGUACGGCACGGUUUACCCUAACGAGAAGGCCCAAAAAACACUGGGCAGCAGUUUCCUUGGGUCAAUCGCAGUGUGCUUAGCUGUAGUUUAACCCUGUGGCUUAAACCCCUAGACCCUCACAGAUCUGCAUUACAACUGGAACAGUAAUCCAACGCUGUGGAGUAAGGAUUAGCUGUUCCAGUUGACAUACAGUUUUGUGGUAUGUAGGAUUAAGCCUGAGGUUUAAACUCCAGCUUAAUGCACUGCGUUGGCCCCUAGUGUCUUCAUAACCUCCGUGGCGCACGGGCACCUGGCCAGGCUGAGCGGUAUGACUCAGAGGGGAAAUGGCGGGGAUCCAGGCUCCGUCAGGGCGACGGACAGAGCCGCCGUCGGCACUGUGCUGCAGGGAAAGACUCGCUCGCUCCGCAGUCCAUUUCGGCUCCGCCCACUUCCAUCGUUUCAAGUGUCCUUAACAAGUGCCGCAUCCCGGGGUCUUUUUUUCCUCUCGCACAAAUCUCGCUGGGACCCCCCGUCCGAACCAGGGUCGCUUUACUGAACCUCACAAUGGUUUGGGCAGGACGAAGUCCCGCGUAGGUGACUUAAGCACCUCCUUUUCCGGUCGGUGUUUUGGCGUUGGGAACCGGUCCGUCCGUCAGUCCAGGGGGUUUCGGGCGUGGCUGAAGACAACCAAAACAGUACCGAGGAUUUAAAAUGGCCGGCCGUGUCGCUGCCACACUGCACUCACAACCAGGAAGCAGAAUCAGGUUUUUCGUCAGGAUAUAAAUACUGCUUGCUCGUGCGUUAUCGCAGCCAAAGGUGGGGUUGCCUGCCCUGGCGUCUCUUAAACUUAAAUGGCCUUUCUCUGGGACAGGAAAACCCAGCUGGCUGGAGAUAUGGCAACUCUCGUCAAAAGCACAUCGAUUAUAACUGCCUGUCAGGCUCUGCACCCACCCCACCCCCCGGCCAGUGAUGUCAUAGAGGGGGAGUGGCUCACUCUGUUACAUUCUGCGCUCUGAUUGGUCCCACCUGUGUUGUUUCUCCUAUCAUUCCAUGUCUUUGGUGUUUGUGUGCUUUUCAUUUUGUCUGUUUCCCCGGCUCCUGGAGUUAGCCUGUGCUCACUUGCUCUCACACGGUGGCAGUAGCGGACGGCUCAUAGCGGUGGUCUUCAUUCCUGGUCCUGGAGAGUCCGCAGGGUCCGCUGGUUUCUGUUUUUUUUUUUUUUCCGCCUUCAGCAACCAGUUCAGACCCAAGAAACCGGGUGAGGUUAGUCAGCUGUGUAGAUCGACUGCUUUAACCGAUCGAUUAAGCGCCGGGUGACUACGAAAGCCAGCAUGCCUUGCGGCUCUCCAGGACCAGGAGUGAAGAUCGCUGGCGUGUAUCAUAGCGUAGGUCUGGAGCUCAGCCGGUGAACUGUUAUCAGUUUACAUUCCUGCAGACCUUUCACACACACAGCUGUGCAUACUUCAGAUUUUAUUAUUUAAAUCAAAUUCCAGGAACUGUCCAGGAAGGGAUUUGUUGGUUGCAGCUCCUGAGCGAGAGCAAACGGGAAAAGUUUGGGAAGUGUGGCCCGUGUAUGCCUGCACGUGGGGGACCCACUGCGCAGUCCGUCCAUCUGUCUGUUUCUUUCUGUCCGUCUGUCUUUUCUCUUUCUGUCCGUCUUUCAGACUUUUUCGUUCACGUUUUUUCCCCCUUAGCGUUUUGCUCUCGUCCUGGUACCCCUGUACGUACAUCACUGUUUCCCUGUAUUCCACAGCCAAUCAUAUUUCGGUGUCUCUGUUUAGCAGACGUGUCACUUCCUGUAGUUCCUUGUUUUCAACACUGGGUGGCAGCAGUCAGUCCUGACAUGGCGUAUGACAGGGUUUUGAAAUGACCCCCAACCAGUUUUUUUUGAACUGGGGAAAGGUGUGGAAUUCUGAGCCCUUUUUCUAUUGCUUCACCAUCUCUUCUCUGAAGUGAAUUUUCUGUUCAUCUUCCUCUUCUCGUAGUGUAAGUCUGGUGAACUUCCUGGGGACACAAGAGGCUUGUGUGGUGUGAAUUGUCUGUACUGGGAUUAGGUGGUCAGUGGCGCAGUUCAGGUCUGUGGUUAACCAAAACGACCCAGGUUUAACAGAGCCCAACAGACUUAUUGUGGCUUACAGCUAGCCUACAGGUAAUGACCGGUCUGUCUCAUUGUAUCUGGGAACACUGUACAUGUGUAAUGGGGUUUUUAAAAACAGUACAAAAAUACCUUUUUUUUUGUUUGUUUUUGCUUGUUUUAAAUGGUCAAACGGCUCUUAAAUUAUGUCCAGGAGUACAUAUCGGUUGUUUUUGUGGAUUGAGAACAGAACGACCCCACAGUUUGUAGAACUGGAGCCGUUCGAGGUUGGUCGUGGAACGCAGUUUUACGGUUCAUUUUGAACAGCCUGGCUACACACGUGCUGAGAUAAAUGGAGGUGGUGUAUUCACUUUAUGUAAGGCUAGCCUGUGUGCCGUACCUGAGAAUGUGAACAUGAUCCAUGCAUACCGGGCUACUCUGGAGAAAGCACUGGACACAACACAGACCAUGCGAAACGCAUGAAUUUCAGUCGUUCAAGUUUAAAAAAAAAAACAGUUUGAAAUGGUUAAACCCGGACCGUUUCUCAUCGUCUCUCUUCAAACAUACCGAAUCUGUCUCUGUCCCUCUCCCUGGCUCCCUCCGCUAAGCCUUCUGGGAAACCAAGAUCGAGCGGCAUAAACCGUGAAUGAAAAAAGAAUAAUACUAAAAAAGAAACAUUUAAAAAUGUAAGAGAAUUUGAAAUAUAGUACUACAGAUUAAUUUUGUACUGUAUUUAUUGUGUAUAAUGACAAGACUUUUUUUAAAAGAACUGUACAUUUAGUAAUACUGUAAAUUAAACCUUGCUUCUUUUUAAAAAGA